AUGUCUUCACCAGCCAUCCUUCCCGACGGCCCAUACUGUCGAAACUACUUCUUCGUUGGCGGCGAGUACGUGGCGGAUGACUCCAAAUUCGGCGGAUGCAUCAUGAAAGGCCAAACGUACGUCGAACACCUGGUCCCAAUCCAUGGAGUGCGACGUCGGUUCCCCCUGAUCUUCGUCCACGGAGGAGGCCAAAGUGGACUGAACUGGCUGCACACGCCGGACGACCGUCCGGGAUGGGCGUCGUAUUUCCUGGACCAGGGGUUUGCCGUCUACAUCAUGGACACGCCGUCCAGGGGCAGGUCCGCUCCCGAUUUCCGGGAGCAUCACACGACGUACUCGACCGGGUUUGUCGAGCAGUGGUUUACCUCGCCGUCGCCUUCGUCGCAGUGGCCCCAGGCGGCGUUGCACACCCAAUGGCCCGGUACCGGGCGUCGGGGUGACCCGAUCUUUGAUGCCUUCUAUUCCACCACGUACCCCAGCGUCACCGAUCUAUGCGCAUAUCAGGAAGCCCAGAAACAGGCGAUCGUGGCACUCCUCAGGCGAAUUGGAAGUCCCAGCAUCCUGGUGACACACUCUCAAGGCGCCCCGGGAGGCUGGCUCGCCGCCGAUGCAUGCCAGCAACUUGUGAGCGCCAUCGUCGCCGUGGAGCCCAACGGUCCUCCGUUCGCCGGCACGCAUCCCCAUAACGGCGAGCCGGCGAGGAAGUGGGGACUGGCAGACGUCCCCAUCGAAUACUCGCCUCCAGUCACGGCCGUCUCGGAGUUGGAUUUGGUCACGAUUCCCUCCUCAGAGCCGGGCAGAGACCCCACGGUGCUCCAGAGCGAAGGGGACGGACGCGUCAUCCGCAAACUGAAGAAUCUCCAGCAGAUCCCCGUCCUGGUCGAGGUCGGCGAGGCCAGCUACCACGCCCCGUACGACCACGCCACGGUGGCCUAUCUCCGCCAGGCUGGGGUCCCCUGCGACUUCAUCAGGCUGGAGGAGUUGGGCAUCAAAGGCAACGGACACAUGCAGAUGCUGGAGCUCAAUAACCUGGAAAUUGCCAAGGUGCUGGACAACUGGAUUCAGGCUAAGGUGGAGAGUAGUAAUUCAUGAUGCUUUCCCAAGCUUCAACUUGGGGAAGAAGGUCCUCUAUUGGCUUCAUCUAGACAGAGGUGGCAUGUUUCGUCAUGAUGGGGGCAAAGAGUGGGAAAGAUAGAUAUACGCUGGAGAAGACGAUCGAUG
Cladophialophora immunda is the source of this 1221-nucleotide messenger RNA. RefSeq lists its product as uncharacterized. NCBI's taxonomy places the organism in Eukaryota, Fungi, Ascomycota, Eurotiomycetes, Chaetothyriales, Herpotrichiellaceae. The transcript has 3 exons. The coding region runs from base 1 to 1092 and encodes 363 amino acids. The record is from RefSeq and is a predicted model, not a curated record.